AGCAGGGGGCGCCGGCCGCCUCUAGCCCGCGCGCCCGGAGCACCCGCUGGUCCCGCGCGCGUCGCCCGGCGCUGCGCGCUCUGCAGACCCGGGUCCUCUCCCCUGUUUGGUCUCCUCCUCUCACUCUCACCUUCUCCCGUUCUUUGACUGCUGUUCUCUCCUGCCGGACCUUCCUGCAUCUCUCCAUCUCUCUCCACCUUUCUCUAAUUCCCACCUUAGACCUCCCUCUCUGUCCGCCUUUUCUCCUCCUCGCUCCUGCUCGAGCCUUCUCUAACUCUCCUCCAGCAGCAGCCCUCCCUGGGUCUGCAGAGUGACUUGUGCCCCUGUGCCUCAGUGUCCUUCCCGUCUCACUUUCUCCCUCCUCUCCUCCCGGCUCAGCGCCGGGCGGCCUGACCCUGGGGGAAGGAAGAAGGAUGGUUCCCGAGGUGAGGGUCAUCUCCUCCUUGCUGGGACUCGCGCUGCUCUGGUUCCCUUUGGACUCCCACGCUCGAGCCCGCCCAGACAUGUUCUGCCUUUUCCAUGGGAAGAGAUAUUCCCCCGGCGAGAGCUGGCACCCCUACUUGGAGCCACAAGGCCUGAUGUACUGCCUGCGCUGUACCUGCUCUGAGAAUGCCCAUGUGAGCUGUUACCGCCUCCAUUGCCCACCUGUCCACUGCCCGCAGCCCGUGACAGAGCCACAGCAGUGCUGCCCCAGGUGUGUGGAACCUCAUACCCCCUCUGGGCUCCGGGCUCCCCCAAAGUCCUGCCAGCACAACGGGACCAUGUACCAACAUGGAGAGAUCUUCAGUGCCCAUGAGCUGUUCCCCUCCCGCCUGCCCAACCAGUGUGUCCUCUGCAGCUGCACCGAGGGCCAGAUCUACUGCGGCCUCAUGACCUGCCCUGAACCGGGCUGUCCCGCACCCCUCCCGCUGCCUGACUCCUGCUGCCAGGCCUGCAAAGAUGGGGCAAGUGAAAAACCAGCUGAAGAGGACACCACACAGUCACACCAUGGGAUGAGACAUUCUCAGGACUCGUGUUCAGGCAAUGGCGGGAGAAAGAGAGGCCUGGGCACCCCGGCCCCCACUGGCCUCAACUCCCCUCUGGGCUUCAUCCCUCACUACUUCCGACCGAAGGGGGCAGGCAGCACCACUGUCAAGAUUGUCCUGAAGGAGAAACAUAAGAAAGCCUGCGUGCAUGGCGGGAAGACAUACUCCCAUGGGGAAGUGUGGCACCCAGCCUUCCGCUCCUUUGGCCCCCUGCCCUGCAUCCUGUGCACUUGUCAGGAUGGCCGCCAGGACUGCCAGCGUGUGACCUGCCCCACCGAGUACCCCUGCCAUCGCCCUGAGAAAGUAGCUGGGAAGUGCUGCAAGAUUUGCCCAGAGGACAAAGCAGACUCUGGCCACAGUGAGAUCAGAUCUGCCAGGUGUCCCAAGGUGCCGGGCCGGGUCCUCGUCCACACGUCAGUAGCCCCAAGCCCAGACAACCUGCAUCGCUUUGCCCUUGAGCAUGAAGCCUCUGACCAGGUGGAGAUCUACCUCUGGAAACUGGUAAAAGGAAUCUUCCACUUGAUUCAGAUCAAGAAAGUCAGGAAGCAAGACUUCCAGAAAGAGGCACAGAACUUCCGGCUGCUCUCCAGCACCCACGAAGGUCACUGGAACGUCUUCCUAGCCCAGACCCCGGAGUUGAAGGUCACAGCCAGUCCAGACAAGGAGACCAAGACCUUAUAACAAAGUCCUAAACAGUUGCAGAUAUGAGCUUUAUCAUUUUUGUUAUUAUAUAUUAAUAAAUAAGAAAUUGCAUGACCCUCAA
This is a messenger RNA of Galeopterus variegatus (Sunda flying lemur), 1788 nucleotides long. It is a transcript of the gene CHRDL2, whose product is annotated as chordin-like 2. The coding region runs from base 414 to 1706 and encodes 430 amino acids. The record is from RefSeq and is a predicted model, not a curated record. Lineage: Eukaryota; Metazoa; Chordata; Mammalia; Dermoptera; Cynocephalidae. Gene Ontology annotation, molecular function: protein binding. The transcript is spliced from 11 exons.